Messenger RNA from Acanthosepion pharaonis, 2610 nucleotides. The record is from the annotation of a GenBank genome assembly. Lineage: Eukaryota; Metazoa; Mollusca; Cephalopoda; Sepiida; Sepiidae.
AUGUUAACCAAUGAUUUUGGAAACCCUUUUCUGACACGUUCUCUCCUGCAAAUUCGGAGCAAGUUGGGGAUACCAUUCCUAGCUCUGCAAAACGAAUUGGAUGGGUUUGCUCUGAGCUUGCAUACAGGAAAAGCCCAUCUCCCCCACAUGUCGCAUCUAUCUCAACCCACGCACCAGCUACACCCGCACCAACAGCCACAUCUCCCUCCCCAUCACCCUAAUCCCAACACCCACUCGCUGCAAUAUCUUCAUCCAUCUCACUAUAAUUUGCACCCUUCACACUAUCCAAGCAUGUAUGCUGGGGCCGCUGUCGCCGCUGCCGCUGCCGCUGCAGCCAUCGAACAAAGUAUUCCUUUUUCGCGUCAUGUGAUGGCCGUCACCCCGUCCUUUACCAAGGCUUUCUUUCCCCAGGCUCUGUCUAUGAAAAAUCCAGAAACGGUUGGAAUCGGAACACUCGGAGUCGGUUUCCAUAGAGAAAACGACAAAAAUAAUAACAACGAAAAUAACAAUAACAAAGGCGUCAAUGAACGCCGUCAUAUUGGGCGCCAUUCAACAAAUAGUCGCACUGUGGAAGAUAAAUUGUCGUUACUUAAUGAUAAGGGGAUCACAAGAAGCAUGAUUAACCAUUCGGUAAACACGACCACAGAUGCACUUGCCGAUGCUGAAAAUAACAAAAACAACAGUAGUAAUAAUCAUAAUAUACGGUUACUUGGCAGCGUGGGACCGGCACAUGACUCAAAUCUAAUGUUUUAUCAGGGCCAGGAGAAAAGUGAAAGAGGACGUAAAAUCUUUCUGUGCCCUCAGUGUCACUAUGUAACUGACCGCAAAAAUAACCUGAAGAGACACAUCAUCACCAUGCAUCAAGACUGCCCAAAGAUCCUUGAAUGCUGUGGUGUAAUGUUCCGUAGUAAAGCAAUGCUUCGGGAACACGUCAGCCUGUUUCAUAGCAGCGGCUACCGAUGUCGGGUUUGUGGCCGCAAUUUUUGUCGCAAGGCCUUGCUUCGACGUCACUUGUCUGUACACAGUGGUCAGAAGGACUUCAUUUGUCCACUCUGUAGCUACGCCACAAGCCACAAGAGUAACUUAGAGAGACAUCAGAAGGUACACAACAAAAAGAGCACUCUAGGCGGGAUUGGGAUAAGCAACUCGGGGAUGAAAGGACUUAGCGAAGAGCUUUCAAAAGUGUCUGUCGUGACUGAAAUGCCCGAGAACUCUUUUGAUCACAAUUCCCCAACGUCUCAAGUGUGUACGCCGACUGUUGAUACUUAUCUUUAUCGAUCACCCCCAAUCGAAACAGCGAUCGGUAUCCCAAGAAUUAAGAAGUUCCUCUUACCGGAUAGGUUGAAUCAAACCUACACGGACACGAGAAGCCAAAGCAUCGGCUCUGACACAAUGGAAGGUGACAAGAAUAUCACUUUACAAGUAAUGAAUGAUCAAAAAGACAGUGAGAGGAGUGAUGAGAAUUAUCGCUACCGUCAUGUAUAUAACAGCAGCGACAGCAGUAGUAAUGAUAAUAACCAUCAUCUUUAUACUCAUCAUCAUCAUCAUCAUCAUCAUCAUCGUAUCAACACAACAGUGACAUCAUUGGAAGUGGCAAACAACCACGAAUCAGCAUCACCAGGAAAAAUUAUCAAACGGAAACCCCCGAGAAUUUUUAUGACGUCAUACAAGUGCAUCGAUUGCCGUAAAGUUUUUUCUCAUCAAAGCCUUCUUAAUUCGCAUUCUUGUCUUAAUGACCGACCGAACGGCGAAGGUUAUUUGUCCAUUGUUCGACCUCUGACCAAAAAGCAGCCUGUCAAGCAAAUUAUGACAUUAGCCAGUCAAGGGCCGACAACUUCCACAGCCGUUGUGGUAGUGAGCACCAGCGUUAAUAACUGGUGUGAAUCAAUCAAUCGAUAUCCUACCUCUUCAGUUCGUUCACAACCACAGAUACUGAAUGGAAACAUCGGGGCCCUGACAGAAGAGAAGAUGGCGAUGUUUUCACCUAAAGACUCUUACUUUGGUUAUUCUCCGACACUAUAUCAUAAUACGUGUGAAAGAACCUCAUUAAAUUUGAAAAGUGAUGAGAGCGUGGAAGAUAAUUAUGGUUUAGUUCCAAAGAACACGUCAAAAGAAGAUUUCUUCAUGAAUGUAAGCAAUGAUAAUGAUGAUGAUACGAUCGAGGAAUCUCAUCAGAAUGAUGACAAUUCCGCUGUUGAUGAUGAACAUAUUCAAGUGAAUUCAAAAUGCAUUGCCGUAGAAUGUUUGAAAAUGAAUAUUAUGGAACAAAUUGAUCGAAGGAAGCAAGGCAAAUGCAAUGCACAUCCCGGAUGGCCACAGCAAAAAGAUGGUGAGAAUACUGAUUGUAAAAUGAAAGAGCAACGGGAUGUUGAGAGUAAAUUGCAAGGAUAUUUAAAGCGAAAUGGAAAAGAAGAGACGGCAAUGACGAUGAAAGAACAUUUAGAUGAUAUAGAAUUGACUAAGGAUGUAAAAGUAGAGGUUGACCUCAUCGACAAUGGUAUUGGUGACAACGAUUAUAAUGAAUUGGAAGAAGACCAGAUGCCGCUUCCAUUUAAAAAGAGACCGGUCAAAGAAAACAACAGAAAAAUAGAUGAAAUGGUAGAGGCUUAG